AUGAAAACAAUUCAAUGCGAUGGAGCGCCGUACGAGAUUGGACAGGCACAUGGAGUGGGCGCAAAGGAAAUGAUUAGCCGUAGUGUCUCAUUUUACCAGAAGAUGUUUCUGCAUACUUGCAAGAUGGAAUGGCAUACGGUACGCGAAAUCGCCAAUGGCUGGCAGGGUGAAAUUGAGCAGAAGUUGCCGAAGUACUACAAUGAGAUCCAGGGUAUUGCAAAUGGUUCUGGAUUACCAUUUAUCGACAUUUUGAUACUCAACAUUCGCACCGAGAUCGCGUUCGGAAUGUUCAAUGAUGGGUGUACGAGCUUGUAUUGGAAAACCCAGACCAAAUCCUUUCUAGCCCAGAACUGGGAUUGGAUGGAAGAGCAAAAGCAGAGCCUUGUUAUCUUGGACAUUACCAGGGACAACGGACCUCGAAUCAAGAUGAUUACCGAAGCUGGUAUAAUCGGAAAAAUUGGACUUAAUGAAUUCGGCGUUGGUGUAUGCUUGAAUGCCAUUAAGGUUCCGGGUUACGAUUUGUCGCGUCUUCCAGUUCAUCUUGCGCUUCGAUCAGUACUGGAUAGUCAAUCAGCCGAUGAUGCUGCUCGGUGGCUACAAGAAAUUGGAAUAGCUGCGUCAGCUCAUAUUCUCAUUGCUGAUAAAGGCAAGGCUUUCGGGCUGGAGUCAACCGCAGAGACUAUCAGAAUUAUUGGUAUGGAUAAGGAAAACCGUAUUGUUCACGCAAAUCACUUGCUGUUGGAACACGAUGGUCCCGUGGAUGCUGGCUGGCUGGCAGACUCGCCUCCACGACAGCAGCGUAUCCAGCAACUAACUUCGGAAUUUGGCUCAUCUACGGAUAGAGAACCAGAUGCAACUGAUAUCACACAUAUUUUGGAUGACCAUGAUGGCUUCCCAUUUUCUAUAUGUCGUUACGAGGAAGGUCCUUUGGGAAUGGAUGCUACACUUUUCAGCAUUGUCAUGGAACUUCGGGGAAGAACUGCCACUGUCUACCUGGGAAGGCCUUGCCAACCCGAAGAAGUGAUAUUAUUGGAUUUUUAA
This is a messenger RNA of Penicillium waksmanii, 1041 nucleotides long. RefSeq lists its product as uncharacterized. The record is from RefSeq and is a predicted model, not a curated record. The transcript has 4 exons. The coding region runs from base 1 to 1041 and encodes 346 amino acids. NCBI's taxonomy places the organism in Eukaryota, Fungi, Ascomycota, Eurotiomycetes, Eurotiales, Aspergillaceae.